AUGGAUUUGGCUAGAAUAUUGGAUUUAAAUCGGCCCAAAAAGCCUACAGCUCUGUUGAAUCGAUUGCGAGAAUUUCUGCCUGAAAUUGCAACUGCAAAUAGCAAUUUGAAUAAUGCCACGAAGUGCGAUAUCAAAAUAACUGCUGUGGAAAAUGAAAGCGAUGCUACCUCAUCCAACGAAUCAGACGAAGAACCAGAAAGUAAGACAAAGCAGCCCCAAAUAGUAAUGGAUAUUACUACUGUAGUGGAUGAUAGUCGCACGGUAAUAAGUGAUAGUGAUUCUGAGCUUGGCGGUGAUGGAGAACAACAGACUUUACCAGUUGGGUUUCAAACAAAGGAACCAACGCGGAAAAGGAAACGAAAGCAUUUGAUAGAAGAAGUUGCUGAUAAAUAUAUAAUUGGUAAAAAUAUCAACAGUGAUCAGGAAAUAUCAGUGGAAUCAAAAGAACUGAACACUGGACUGGAAUCACUAUAA
This is a messenger RNA of Brugia malayi, 474 nucleotides long. RefSeq lists its product as uncharacterized. The record is from RefSeq and is a predicted model, not a curated record. NCBI's taxonomy places the organism in Eukaryota, Metazoa, Nematoda, Chromadorea, Rhabditida, Onchocercidae. The coding region runs from base 1 to 474 and encodes 157 amino acids. The transcript has 2 exons.